UCCAUUGUAAAUGACGUAAAACCCAAUCUCCGAGAAGUGUGCAAGAUAGCCUGAAGUGGUAAAUACGUUGUGGAUAAAUAAGGUGUCCACCCACUUUAGAAGAUCGCAAUUUUCGAAUUAUCAGAAACAGUCCAACAACAAUGAACUGGAACAAGGGAGGCCCGAGUGGCAAGCGAGGCUUCGGAUUCGGGGGGUUUUCUUUAGCAAGUGGGAAGAAAGAGGAACCUCGUCUUCCCCAAAAGGCCCACUCUGCAUUUGGAGCUUCAGGACCAUCAGGUGGAUAUGGCAAGAACCAGCAGCUUUCGUCUUUUUACAAAAUAGGAACAAAACGAGCCAAUUUCGACGAGGAAAAUGCUUAUUUUGAGGAUGAUGAAGAGGAGUCUAGCAGUGCAGAUCUGCCGUAUAUACCCGCUGAGAACUCUCCCACAAGAAAGCAGUUCCAGUCCGGUGGAGGAGGAGGAGGAGGAGGCUCAGACAGUGAGGAUGACCCUCUUGAUGCUUUUAUGGCAGAAGUGGAGGACCAAGCGGCAAAGGACAUGAAGAAACUUGAGGAAAAGGAAAAAGAGAAAAAGCUGGCCAAGGGUAUACGGGAUGACAUUGAAGAGGAGGAUGACCAAGAAGCAUAUUUUCGUUACAUGGCGGAAAACCCAACAGCUGGGCUGACCCAAGAGGAAGAUGAGGAAGAAGUGGACUAUGACAGCGAUGGGAACCCCAUUGCUCCUACUACCAAAAAGAUUAUCAUGCCACUGCCUCCCAUAGACCACUCAGAGAUUGACUAUCCUCCCUUUGAGAAGAACUUCUAUAUUGAGCAUGAGGAACUCAGCAGUCUGACUGAGACCGGAGUGGUGGAACUGAGAAAGAAACUCAACCUGAAGGUUUCAGGUGCAGCGCCUCCUAAACCAGCCACCAGUUUUGCCCACUUUGGAUUUGACGAGCAGCUCAUGCACCAGAUCCGUAAAUCCGAGUACACUCAACCCACACCCAUCCAGUGCCAGGGUGUUCCGAUAGCUCUGGGUGGCAGAGACAUGAUUGGCAUUGCCAAAACUGGCAGUGGAAAGACAGCAGCUUUCAUUUGGCCAAUGCUGGUGCACAUCAUGGACCAGAAAGAGCUGGAGCAGGGAGAGGGACCCAUUGCUGUGAUCGUCUGCCCUACCAGAGAGCUCUGUCAACAGAUCCAUUCUGAAUGCAAGCGCUUCGGGAAGGUAUAUGGCCUCCGCUCGGUGGCAGUCUAUGGAGGCGGAAGCAUGUGGGAACAAGCCAAAGCUCUACAGGAAGGAGCUGAAAUUGUUGUCUGCACCCCAGGUCGCCUGAUUGAUCAUGUGAAGAAGAAGGCUACAUCUCUGCAACGAGUGACCUACCUGGUAUUUGAUGAAGCUGAUCGCAUGUUCGAUAUGGGCUUUGAAUACCAAGUGAGAUCCAUUGCCAGCCAUGUCAGACCUGAUCGACAGACUCUGUUGUUCAGUGCAACAUUUCGGAAAAAAAUUGAAAAGCUGGCGCGAGAUAUUUUGGUCGACCCCAUUCGUGUUGUGCAGGGAGACAUAGGAGAGGCUAAUGAAGAUGUCACUCAGAUAGUGGAGGUGCUGCUGUCUGGGCAGGAUAAGUGGGGUUGGCUGACACGCAGGCUGGUUGAGUUCACCUCAGCUGGCUCUGUGCUUGUCUUUGUCACUAAAAAGGCUAACUGUGAGGAGCUGGCUACGAAUCUUAAUCAGGAAGGUUACAGCCUAGGGCUCUUGCAUGGAGACAUGGAUCAGAGCGAGAGGAACAAAGUCAUCGCUGACUUUAAGAAGAAAAAUCUGCCUGUAUUAGUAGCUACUGAUGUUGCUGCUCGUGGGUUGGAUAUUCCAUCUAUCCGUACGGUUGUGAACUAUGAUGUAGCACGAGACAUUGACACACAUACACAUCGAAUUGGUAGAACAGGUCGUGCAGGAGAGAAGGGUGUAGCUUACACUCUGCUCACCACUAAAGACACUUCAUUCGCUGGUGACCUGGUUCGAAACUUAGAGGGAGCCAAUCAGAGUGUUUCAAAGGACCUGAUGGACCUGGCAAUGCAGAAUCCCUGGUUCAGGAAAUCCCGCUUCAAGGGAGGGAAAGGAAAGAAGCUAAAUAUUGGAGGUGGAGGCCUGGGUUACAGAGAGAGACCAGGCCUUGGAUCGGAAUCCACAGAGCGCAGUAGUAGUAGUAGUAGUGGUGGUGCUGCUCUUGGUAACUAUGAAGCCUACAAACCCUCAGCUGGAGCCAUGGGAGACCGUAUGUCUGCCUUGAAGCAAGCAUUUCAGGCUCAGUAUAAAAACCACUUUGUGGCAGCGUCUGGUGUUCCUCCUAAACUCACCACAAAGUCCAGCAGCUCCUCUGGGUGGACCAGUGCGGGAAGUCUAAGUUCUUUGCCUUCAGGAGCACCAGAGGGGCCUGACAGAACCCACCUAUCCUUCUCGCCAUCGUCCUCUUCCUCAUUUAACUCCAUGCCGCCGCCUCCUGCCCUCAGCUCGGGUACCAAAAUGAGCGGCUUCAGCAGCGCAGGCUCCCUGAGCUCAGUUUCAGACUCUUACUCUAGCUCUUCUUCAAAAGAGGGGUCCCGUAGCGAUAGGAAUGCUGACGACAGGGGUCGUCAUGGAGAUAGUCAUUAUCAUCGUCAUGGCGACAGGCAUAGUGGCGGAGACCGCGAUCGCUACGGGGAAAGAGACCGGCAUAGUGACAGAGAUCGUCAUAGCGAUAGCCGGAACGGUGAAGGGAGCCAUAGGGACAGAGAGGGACGGUCAGAAAGAGAUGGGGGGGACAGGUCAGGGACUCAUAAAGACAGCUUUGCAGUUCCCGAUCCCCCCAAACGUAAGAAAAGCAGAUGGGACAAUUAAAGUGUACAGGAUAGAACCAGACAACUGUUCUUAGAUCAGAACACACAGCUGACCCAGUCUCCCCAGCAGUCUUUACCUGUGUGCUUGUCUUUUUGUCCAUAUGUCAGAUGAAGCUGUAUUAAGACUCAACCACCCUUGUCAUUUACCAGAAAUAAAUACAUCCAAUGCAGGCUGUUUCAGCCAUUUAGAACUGUGAAUUGGCAAGAUUAAUAAAAUGCACCUUGAGCCUAUGUGUUGUGUUGAAGUAGGCAAACACAUUGUUUCUUUCUGAAGAAACAAAUAGGAUGAGAAAUAUUGACUCUGGCUGAUUUCAAAAGAUUUCAAAACCUCUGUUAAUAAAUAGUUGAAUACUU
Molecule: messenger RNA, 3202 nt
Organism: Labeo rohita (rohu)
Lineage: Eukaryota; Metazoa; Chordata; Actinopteri; Cypriniformes; Cyprinidae
Gene: ddx42
Product: DEAD (Asp-Glu-Ala-Asp) box helicase 42
Exons: 18
Coding region: 141-2849 (902 amino acids)
Molecular function (GO): nucleic acid binding; ATP binding; RNA helicase activity
Source: RefSeq, a predicted model, not a curated record